GGUAUGGCAACGCACAAGUUCAGCAGGGAAUUUUCAUUUCCUGUGUUGCCUGCCCUGGGUUGAAUUACGGUUGACGUUGGUAACUGGCCCGCUUGUUCAGUUUAGCCAUUUUAGUUUCCUUUCGCAUAGUGUUCCAAGGUGGAGUAGGAACUUAACUCGACAAGAUGCCACAGAACGAAUACAUGGAGCGUCACCGCAAGCUGCACGGUCGACGGCUCGACUUUGAAGAAAGAAAGCGAAAACGUGAAGCCCGUGAGCCCCAUAAGCGAGCUGAAACCGCUCGCAAAUUGCGCGGUAUCAAGGCGAAGAUCUUCAACAAAGAGCGCCGCAAUGAAAAGAUUCAGAUGAAGAAGAAAAUCAAGGCCCACGAGGAGAAAAAGACCAAAAAAGUCACUGGAAACGUCGCCGAAGGGGCUUUGCCCGUCUACUUGCUGGAUCGUGAUGUACAAUCCAGGGCCAAGGUGCUCUCGAACAUGAUCAAGCAGAAAAGAAAGGAAAAAGCCGGCAAAUGGGAUGUGCCGAUUCCGAAAGUACGAGCCCAAGCAGACUCUGAAGUGAUGCGAGUGGUCCGAUCAGGGAAAACCAAGAGAAAGGCCUGGAAGCGAAUGGUCACUAAGGUCACAUUUGUCGGCGAGGGUUUCACGAGAAAACCGCCAAAGUUUGAACGGUUCAUCAGGCCCAUGGCUUUGCGCUUUAAGAAAGCACAUGUUACCCACCCAGAGCUGAAGGCCACCUUCCAUUUGCCCAUCAUUGGCGUCAAGAAAAACCCCAGCUCUGCCAUGUACACGAGUUUAGGAGUCAUCACCAAGGGCACCGUGAUCGAAGUCAAUAUUUCCGAGCUGGGUUUAGUCACACAGGCUGGCAAGGUUGUUUGGGGCAAAUAUGCCCAAGUCACCAACAACCCGGAGAACGAUGGAUGCAUCAACGCAGUACUUUUAGUGUAGUUGAAUGACUUGUAUGGUUUUUUUGUAAUAAAUCAGUCCAUGAGGACUUAUUCCCAGUCCAA
Molecule: messenger RNA, 1006 nt
Organism: Dendroctonus ponderosae (mountain pine beetle)
Lineage: Eukaryota; Metazoa; Arthropoda; Insecta; Coleoptera; Curculionidae
Gene: Ip259
Product: ribosome biogenesis protein NSA2 homolog
Exons: 2
Coding region: 165-944 (259 amino acids)
Biological process (GO): maturation of LSU-rRNA; maturation of 5.8S rRNA
Cellular component (GO): nucleolus; preribosome, large subunit precursor
Source: RefSeq, a predicted model, not a curated record